AUAUUCUGCCCUCCACCCAACCUCCACCUUCCACCGAAUACCUCCACCACGCAUUAAUUGUAAAUCAAUUCACGGGUUGUUUACUUUACAACAAUGGAUUCCUUUCUAAAUAUUUGAGUUGUGCCUUGGUGCCCUUCUCCGCUUUUCUCGAGUAAUGGGGUCACUUUCGGGGGGUAUAUAAGGGGGUAACUUGGAUUCCUUUCUAGCUUGAAUUUUAUUCUUUCCUUAGCUAUUACUCCAAAAAUGGUUGCUAAUCCCUCUUUAGUGCUUAAGAAAAUUGACGAAAUCGUCUUUGAAAAUCAAGAAGCCCCAACAAUCACCGAACCCACCGAUGUGAUUGUCCAAGUCAAGAAAACUGGGAUCUGCGGUUCCGACAUUCAUUUCUACCAGCAUGGUAAAAUCGGAAACUACAUCCUUACCAAACCAAUGGUAUUAGGUCAUGAAUCUGCUGGUGUUGUUACUGAAGUCGGUCCUGGAGUGAAAUACCUCCGUGUGGGUGAUAACGUUGCCAUUGAACCUGGUGUGCCUUCAAGAUUCUCAGAUGCGUACAAGAGUGGGAGGUAUAAUUUAUGUCCUCACAUGCGAUUCGCUGCUACCCCUAGUACAAAAGAUGAACCUAAUCCACCAGGAACUUUGUGUAAAUAUUUCAAAUCUCCUGAAGAUUUCUUGGUGAAAUUACCUGAUCAUGUAUCGCUUGAAUUGGGUGCGAUGGUUGAGCCAUUAUCUGUUGGUGUCCAUGCAUGUAAGAUAGGUAAGGUUAAAUUUGGAGAUACAGUUGCUGUCUUCGGAGCUGGUCCAGUUGGACUCCUUACUGCUGCUACUGCCAAGACAUUUGGAGCUGCAAAAGUUAUCAUCAUCGACGUGUUUGAUAACAAGUUGCAAAUGGCUAAAGAUAUCGGUGUGGUUACGCAUACUUUUAACUCCAAAACCGAUGGUGAUUACAAUGACUUGAUUAAACACUUUGGUGGUCAGCCAAACGUAGUUUUGGAAUGUACUGGUGCUGAUCCAUGUGUAGGCAUGGGUGUUAAUAUUUGUGCUCCAGGUGGAACAUUUAUUCAAGUUGGGAAUGCAGCUGCACCAGUCAAGUUCCCAAUCACGCAAUUUGCCAUGAAGGAAUUAACCUUGUAUGGGUCAUUUAGAUAUGGAUUUGGUGAUUAUCAAGAUGCAGUUAAUAUAUUUGAUGCCAAUUACAAGAAUGGUAAGGAUAAGGCUCCUAUUGAUUUUGAACGGUUGAUUACUCAUAGAUUUAAGUUUGAUGAUGCCAUUAAGGCCUAUGAUUUGGUCAGAUCUGGGUGUGGUGCUGUCAAGUGUUUAAUUGAUGGACCAGAGUAGAUAUUAUUUAGAGUUAAUACAUGUUCAAGCUAUUGUGUCAGAGU
Messenger RNA from Spathaspora passalidarum NRRL Y-27907, 1376 nucleotides. RefSeq names its product NAD(P)-dependent alcohol dehydrogenase (gene XYL2.2). The record is from RefSeq and is a predicted model, not a curated record. Bases 244 to 1332 code for a protein of 362 amino acids. Lineage: Eukaryota; Fungi; Ascomycota; Pichiomycetes; Serinales; Debaryomycetaceae. Gene Ontology annotation, molecular function: zinc ion binding; L-iditol 2-dehydrogenase (NAD+) activity. The transcript has a single exon. Gene Ontology annotation, biological process: D-sorbitol catabolic process.